AAAAAAAAACAUACAAUGGCAGCUAAAUUCGUCAUCUUCGCUUGCGCAUUAGCCGCAGCUCAUGCUGGAUACUUACAAUCCCCAGCUUUAGCUACAUCAUACUCAAGCCAAUCACUCCAACAACAACAUGGUCCAUCAUUGGCUUACGCUCAACCAGCCUAUGGUUAUGCCGCACAUGCUGCCCCAGUCGCAUAUGCCGCCCACGCCGCUCCAUUGGCUUAUGCCGCACCAGCAGUUAAAGCUAUCGCCGCUCCAGCUGUAGCCACAUCAUACUCUUCAAUCUCCCAAGCUGCCCCAUCUUUAGUCAAAGCUGUUGCUCCAGCUGUAGCCUACGCUCAACCAGCCUACGGUUAUGCCGCACAUGCUGCCCCAGUCGCAUAUGCUGCUCAUGCCGCUCCAUUAGCUUAUGCCGCACCAGCAGUUAAAGCUAUCGCCGCCCCAGCUGUAGCCACAUCAUACUCUUCAAUCUCCCAAGCUGCCCCAUCUUUAGUCAAAGCUGUUGCUCCAGCUGUAGCCUACGCUCAACCAGCCUACGCUCAUGCUUCUCCAGUAGCCUAUGCUGCCCAUGCUGCUCCAUUAGCCUACGCCGCACCACACGUUAAAGCUAUUGCUCCAGCUGCCACCUCAUACUCAACAUCUUCAAUCUCCCACUCAGCUCCAGCUCUUGCCUACGCCGCACAUGCUGCUCCAGUAGCCUAUGCCGCCCAUGCUGCUCCAUUAGCCUAUGCCGCACCAGCCGUUAAAGCUAUUGCCGCCCCAGCCGUAGCCUCAUCAUACUCAACAUCUUCAAUCUCCCACUCAGCUCCAGCUCUUGCCUACGCCGCCCAUGCUGCUCCAUUAGCUUACGCUGCUGCCCCAGCAUACGGUUACGCUCAUUAAGUUUAUCUUUAGUGUAAAUAGAAUUUUAUUUAUAUUUUCAUAAAAAUU
Molecule: messenger RNA, 927 nt
Organism: Chrysoperla carnea
Lineage: Eukaryota; Metazoa; Arthropoda; Insecta; Neuroptera; Chrysopidae
Product: cuticle protein 16.5-like
Exons: 2
Coding region: 16-879 (287 amino acids)
Source: RefSeq, a predicted model, not a curated record